AUGGCGCCUCUACCAAAGCAAACACGCCAAUGGAUCGUCAGCAAUCCGCCCAAGACGAGCGUCUCCCUGAGCGGUGACGAUGCCACCUUCAAGCUCCAAACCGUUGACACCCCAUCCGUCAAUGAUGGUCAGGUCCUCGUCAAGCUUAAGUACCUCUCCAAUGACCCCGCUCAGAGAGGCUGGAUUCAGUCUGGAGUCGAUGCCGAGCGUCUCUACGUUCCUCCGGUCCGUCAAGGCGACGUCAUGCGCUCUUACGGCAUCGGUGAAAUCGUGCAAUCGAAGGCGGAGAACUUGAAGGAAGGCCAGCUCGUAUCGUAUACGGCCAACUGGUCUGAUUACAGGGUUCUCGAAGCGAAGGAGGUCACGCCCGUUCAAGAAGAUAAGGAGGCGGGCAUCAAGGCUACGCACUACAUUGGAGCUCUCGGCGGACCUGGACUCACCGCUUACUAUGGCCUGGUCGGAGUCGCAGAGGCUACCAAAGACGAUACUGUGGUGGUGAGCGGUGCUGCCGGUUCUACUGGCAGCAUGGUCGUGCAGAUCGCAAAGCACGUCCUCGGCUGCAAGAGGGUCAUUGGUAUUGCAGGCGGCGACAAGAAGUGCAAAUGGGUGGAGAGCCUCGGUGCUGAUGCAUGCAUCGACUACAAGGCCUCUGAUUUCGAGGAUAAGCUCUGGAAAGCCACAGAAGGAUACGUAGAAGUCUAUUUCGACAAUGUUGGUGGCCACAUCCUCGAUUUGAUGCUGAAGCGCAUCAAGCGCUACGGUCGCGUUGCAGCUUGCGGCUCCAUUGCUACCUACAACGACCCCGAAUCGACCCGUUUGAAGAACUGGUUCGAGGUCAUCGCAAAUCGUAUUCAGAUCAGGGGGUUCAUCGUGUUCGAUGCGUACACCAAAGGCAAUGGACAGGAGAUGAUGAAUGCUAUCCGGAAUGCGGUGAAGGAGAGGAAGAUCCAGAUCGAGAAGCAGGAAGAGACAAUCGUGCCGACGAAGUUUGAAGAGAUACCCAAGACGUGGACGAUGCUGUUUGAAGGUGGCAACCAAGGAAAGCUUGUCACUGAGCUGAAGGAGUAA
This is a messenger RNA of Didymosphaeria variabile, 1068 nucleotides long. It is a transcript of the gene QOR1, whose product is annotated as quinone oxidoreductase. NCBI's taxonomy places the organism in Eukaryota, Fungi, Ascomycota, Dothideomycetes, Pleosporales, Didymosphaeriaceae. Bases 1 to 1068 code for a protein of 355 amino acids. The record is from RefSeq and is a predicted model, not a curated record. The transcript has a single exon. Gene Ontology annotation, molecular function: oxidoreductase activity, acting on the CH-CH group of donors, NAD or NADP as acceptor.